AUGCGUAGCUUUUACAAUUUACCAUAUGGAAAAAAUAAGAAUCAAUCAGAUGAAGACACCUACACCCACAGAACUUGCCACGUAAUUUUGGAAGAGAUUUUCCGUAUCAGAACUAUGCAACUUGUAUGGGCGAACGGAGAAAGUAGUUCAUCUAAAAAUCAAUGUUUAGGGAAUUCCGAUAUCAAUAGGUUAAAGCCCGAUUUCCGCUUAAUUUGUAAAGAUGAGAAUGAGAGUGAAAUAUUAUUUAGAGAGAUUAAGCCACCAAAAGUAGAAAAUCACAAGUCCAUUGCAAAUCAUGCACUUGCAAAAUUGGCUACCCUCAUGAAGAGUGCAUUAAACAUGGGGAUUCAUGAUGAAAUGUAUGGUGUACUAAUUAACGUAGAAAUGACUUUUCCCACUGAGGCAGCGGAAUUUCUUGUAAUCAUCUCUGUUAUAGAAAGAUAUUACGAAUUAAGAGAACUUGUUCUCGAAACUGAUAGAAAGAGUAACUCCCACCUGAAUGAAAAUUAUCAGUGUGAUUCAAACUAUAGUCCUACGAAGACAAAAGUUCCUGUUAUCAAUAUUCAAACAUCUGGUCAUACAGAAUGA
This is a messenger RNA of Funneliformis mosseae, 588 nucleotides long. The record is from the annotation of a GenBank genome assembly. Lineage: Eukaryota; Fungi; Glomeromycota; Glomeromycetes; Glomerales; Glomeraceae.